Nannochloropsis gaditana CCMP526 is the source of this 849-nucleotide messenger RNA. RefSeq lists its product as uncharacterized. The record is from RefSeq and is a predicted model, not a curated record. The transcript is spliced from 2 exons. Bases 68 to 739 code for a protein of 223 amino acids. Gene Ontology annotation, molecular function: hydrolase activity, acting on ester bonds.
ACGGCAGGACAUCAUCUUUGGCUCCUGGACGAGAAGGCUGGAGGAGGGCGCAAACAAGAUUUAGACGAUGCCUACACAUCUGCGAGAGUUCGGUCUUCUUGUCUGCAUGACAGCCAUGUCAACAGUACCUGUACUCUCCACAGGCAUGUCCAGCACAGUCCUUGUUGGAGACUCGAUCAUGGCAGGCCGUGAUGGUGUGUGGGGUAUUGGAGCGAUUAACAAAUACUUGAACCAAUUCUCGGGCCAAAAACUUGACAAUUACGCUCUCAUCGGCUCAAGCCUACACGACGGAUGGGUAAAAAGCGUACCGCAGGUUUAUGGCGAUAUGCGAAAGAAAACGGCACCAGCAGUGCCCACUACAAUUGUUCUGAAUGGCGGAGGAAAUGACGUUAUCACCGUGCGAGAUGAUUGCUGGGCAUUCAACGACAAAUGCCGUAAGCAGAUAGAUGAAGCCAUGGACAUUGCUGAAAAGCUUUUGCUUUGCAUGCAUGAUGACGGCGUCGAGCACGUUAUCUAUCUCGGCUUUUAUUACGCUUUUAACAUGACCGAAGCAGUAGAUUAUGGGAUGGAGGGAAUCAAACGGGUUUGUGAGGGCGCUCCCAUAGACUGCCAUGUGGCUGAUGCUCGCAAUCUAAGCAUACCUACUGGGUGGGAUGGUAUACAUCCCCUUGACGAAGGUUACAAACGGUUGAGCACCCGCAUUUGGGAAGUAAAGGAGGCGAAUAAUAUACCAAUCUAGAGCGGUACUCAUAAGUCUGUAAUAGCAAGAGGAUUCCUGACCAUUACUCAUAUAAAUAUAACAAGGAAACCCGUAAAUAACUGCAUAAAGAAUAUUGUAUUUAACCGUUG